AUGGCUGGUGCUCCUUUGAUUUACAAAACGACUCUUCACGAUUCACAAGAUGGAAAUUGCAAUGAGGUGCUGCCCAAUUAUGCUUCAGGCUCGCCUUCCGAUCAACAAAACAAAACUUUACCAGCCACUGAGAGAGGAGUUGGCACACCUUUGAUGUUAGAUGAGGCCACAAAAAAUAGAUCCUUUGGACACUAUGCGAGAGUGUUGGUGGAUAUAGAUUUAUCUAAACGCGCAUUUGAGGCAAUAUUGGUGGAACGAGAGGGCCACGCGUUUUAUGUUGAUGUGGUGUAUGAGAAGCUACCAGAUUAUUGCACCCACUGUCAAUCCAUCGGUCACUCCGUUAAAGCUUGUAACAAGUUGCAACCAAGAUUGGCAAUGAACCGAGAUGAGCGGGCCAGCAAACCAGUGAUGGCUAAACCUCAGACGAAAGCCAUUUACAUUGAGAAAGAUAACACUUCCAAAGUUGCCCGAUCGAUAAAGAAAGAAGCAGAGAUAGCAAGGAAAGACAACAUUGUUGAAGGGAUUGUGGCUCUUAAUAUUUCACUGAAUAGUGAGCCUAUCAUUACACCAGUAAAUAUGGAUGCGGAACAUGUGAACAAUUAUGAUAUUAAUAUUGAUGUUAAUCUUGAUGAUGAGAAUACUAUUGUUAUUCAUGAUUUUGCAGAUGAUGCACUUAUGAAUAAAUUGAGUGGGGAAGAGGCUACUGUUUUGGAUACUACUGACAAUGUUAUUCCUGCAACUCAUUGA
Molecule: messenger RNA, 747 nt
Organism: Trifolium pratense (red clover)
Lineage: Eukaryota; Viridiplantae; Streptophyta; Magnoliopsida; Fabales; Fabaceae
Exons: 2
Coding region: 1-747 (248 amino acids)
Source: RefSeq, a predicted model, not a curated record